UCCUUUCGCUUGUGCUUAUUUCGCAAUUCCUGUUCCCAUCUAGGCCUGUUUGUGUUCGUCAACUAGUGGGCGUUCGAAGAUUACGGUCUACAACAACAAUUACUAAGUUUCGCCCUGCAAAUUUGAGAUAGAUCGACACAUAUUUGCUUCAAACCUAGCAAUUGCUCUUCAAAAGAAACCUUCUCAAUGGCAAGGUUUCUUGACCGCCUCAUCUUAUUUAUUACAAGCUGGUGGUCAAACAUGCCAGAUCCACGUUGCAGCUGUUGUGGGCAUAAAGAAGCUAAAGGUUCAACUCCUACUGUUGUACCUGUUGGUUUUUGCCACAUCACUCCUACCCACGUUGAUGGUGAUGAUGCCGAUUCUUCCCCUCACUACAUGGAACCACCGAGAGAGGAGGUGUCUCCCAUGGAGAUGGCUAACAUGAAGCCAGAGGAGAUUACCCACCCUCCCAUCAUGGAUCAGCUGGCUGGAAUGGAGUACUGUGUAGACUCCAACCCAUCCUGGGGAGGGUGUAUUAUGCUGGGUUUCCAGCAUUUCAUCCUUUGCUUGGGGACGGCAGUGAUGAUCCCCACCUUGCUGGUUCCCCUCAUGGGAGGAAAUGCGCAUGACAAGGCAAUUGUGGUACAGACAGUGCUGUUUGUGACUGGCAUAAAUACACUGCUUCAAACUCUGUUUGGAACUCGCCUGCCUACGGUUAUUGGUGGAUCAUAUGCAUUUGUAAUCCCAGUCAUAUCAAUUAUCAGUGAUCCCUCGCUGAUGCAAAUUUCUGAUGACCACACAAGGUUCAAAGUAGCCAUGAGAGCCAUACAGGGGGCCCAGAUAAUAUCCUCCUGCAUUCAAAUAGUACUUGGCUACAGCCAGUUGUGGGGGUUAUGCUGCAGGUUCUUCAGUCCACUUGGGAUGGUUCCAGUUGUUGCACUGGUAGGGAUUGGCCUUUUUGAAAGAGGAUUCCCAGUGAUUGCAAGCUGUGUGGAAAUCGGUCUUCCGAUGCUCGUCCUGUUUGUUGCACUUUCUCAAUAUUUGAAGCAUGUACAAAUGUGCAAUUUCCCAAUAUUCGAGAGGUUCUCAGUGCUCAUCUCCGUUGCACUUGUGUGGUUAUAUGCCCAAAUCCUCACUGUGAGCGGAGCAUACAAGCAUAGUCCGGUGCUCACUCAGCUCAACUGCCGAACUGACCAUGCCAAUCUCAUCACAACUGCACCAUGGAUUAGGCUUCCAUACCCGCUGCAGUGGGGUCCGCCGACUUUCAGUGCAGACCAUUCGUUCGGUAUGAUGGCUGCUGUGGUGGUGUCCUUGAUAGAGUCUACCGCAGCAUUUCAGGCUGCUGCCCGGUUGGCUAGUGCAACGCCCCCACCACCAUUUGUCAUGAGCAGGGGCAUUGGAUGCCAGGGAAUUGGGCUGCUAUUGGACGGGCUAUUUGGUACUGUGAGCGGCUCUACCGUCUCUGUGGAGAACGUUGGUCUCCUAGGAUCAACAAGGAUUGGCAGCAGAAGAGUGGUCCAGAUCUCUGCUGCUUUCAUGAUCUUCUUCUCCAUCCUAGGGCGAUUUGGAGCGUUGUUCGCCUCGAUUCCAUUCACACUGUUUGCUGCCAUGUACUGUGUAUUGUUUGGCUAUGUUGGUGCUGUGGGGCUCUCCUUCAUGCAGUUCACAAACAUGAACUCGACGCGCAACCUCUUCGUCCUUGGCGUCUCGCUCUACCUCGGCAUCUCCAUCCCAAACUACUUCCACCAGUUCACGACGAGCUAUCAGCGUGAACCGGCGCACACUAGAGCUGGAUGGUUCAACGACCUCAUCAACACCGUCUUCUCGUCGCCGGCCACCGUCGGGUUCAUCGUCUCGAUGGUGCUAGACAACACCCUGCGGGUGAGGAAUGGAGACAGGGACCGUGGGAUGCCAUGGUGGGCGAGGUUCCGGACGUUCCGUGGUGACAGCCGGACUGUGGAGUUCUACAAUCUGCCGUUCAGUCUCAACCGCUUCUUCCCGGCGUCGUGAGUCAGCAGUAGGAUUCUAGGGAAAGACUGAAGCCAACCGUAGAGUGAGUCUAGCUACCAAUAUCAAUGUAAUUAUGGUUUGGCUUCCAUAGAUGUUAGAGAAGAAAAGGAGCUAGGGCUAGUGGAGGUAGAAGAAAGCAUAUACUCUAUCGGUUUCAAAUUAUAAGAUGUUUUGCCUUUUUCUACAUACAUUGUUUUCCGAUUUGUUACAUGUGCUCUUGUACCAAUUAUAAUAUGAGUAGAACAUCCAUGUAUCA
Sorghum bicolor (sorghum) is the source of this 2245-nucleotide messenger RNA. RefSeq names its product nucleobase-ascorbate transporter 2. Gene Ontology annotation, molecular function: transmembrane transporter activity. The coding region runs from base 187 to 1989 and encodes 600 amino acids. Gene Ontology annotation, cellular component: membrane. Gene Ontology annotation, biological process: transmembrane transport. The transcript is spliced from 15 exons. The record is from RefSeq and is a predicted model, not a curated record. Lineage: Eukaryota; Viridiplantae; Streptophyta; Magnoliopsida; Poales; Poaceae.